AUGAGUACUCCAGCUGCUGAACAACGAAAGAUUCUGGAGCAGCUUAUGGGCAAGGAUUUUUUGUCCCGCGGUCAUCAUUCUUACGGAGGUGAAAUGAAGUUAAGUGACCCGAGAAUUUGCAAAAGUUACCUUGUCGGGGAAUGCCCAUAUGAACUCUUCAAAGGUACCAAGCAGAGCUUGGGGAAAUGCCCUAAGAUUCAUUUAGCCAAAUAUAAGUUGCAAUAUGAAAGAGAGCUGAAAAAUGGCAAGGAACAUCCUGAAUUUGAGAAAGAAUAUUACUCGAUCUUGUCCAAGUUUAUCAAUGAUUGCAAUGGCCAGAUUUCCGUAGCGCUCAAAAACCUAGAGCACACUUCAGAGGAACGUGAAAAGAUUCAAAGCAUGACGGGCGAGCUGGACUUGGUCGACACUCAGAUUGGGCUUAUGCUGCAAGAAAUCGAAGUUCUCACAUUGUCAAACGAAGUGGUGAAGGCAAUGAUUCAAUCUGUAAAGUUGCAGGAUCUGCAAAAGCACAGGCAAGAGGUUGCCAAAAAAGUACGAGACAUUACAGAAAAUGUGGGUCAAAGUGCACAACAAAAGCUACAAGUCUGUGAAAUAUGCGGUGCAUAUCUGUCCCGACUUGAUACAGACAGAAGGCUUGCUGACCAUUUCAUAGGAAAAAUCCAUUUAGGUUACGUCAAGAUGAGGCAUGAUUUAGAACAACUCAAACGAAAAUUGAAGGAAAGAGGAGAAGAUGUUACGAUUAAUAUUACUCCAUCGAGAAUACCCCAACAACAUCAUAAUCAUCCACCUAGAAUACAGUCAUACCACCGUGGUCAGUAUCAAUCAAAAUACAGAUCGAGGUCCCACAGAACUCAUUGA
Messenger RNA from Lachancea fermentati, 858 nucleotides. Lineage: Eukaryota; Fungi; Ascomycota; Saccharomycetes; Saccharomycetales; Saccharomycetaceae. The record is from the annotation of a GenBank genome assembly.